AUGUCGGACGCUGAGAAAGGCCUGGCCGGCGUUGGCUCAUCAACGCCGGACAAAGAGGCUCCCCCGACCUUCGCCUCCGCCGCCACCGAAACCUCCGUCCGGGCUCGCGAUAAGGAAGACUUUUGGACGCGCAAUGGUCUCAAUCUGCGGUCGUUCCAGAUGCGUGACAUUGGUGAGAGCUCGAUUGACUCGCUCGACCGUACCAUGAAGAAGCGCCACAUGCACAUGAUCGCCAUUGGCGGUUCCAUUGGUGCUGGUUUCUUCGUCGGUUCUGGUAACGCUCUGCGCACUGGCGGCCCCGGGACGCUUCUGAUCGAUUUUGCCAUUAUCGGUGUCAUGAUGUUCAACGUCGUCUACGCUCUCGGUGAACUCGCUGUUAUGUACCCUGUCUCUGGUGGCUUCUACACGUAUUCGACCCGCUUCAUCGACCCGUCCUGGGGUUUCGCCAUGGGCUGGAACUACGUCAUGCAGUGGGCUGUCGUGCUGCCACUCGAACUCACGGUGUGCAGUCUUACUAUUGGUUAUUGGAACUCGGAGAUCAGCGUCGCUGUCUGGAUUACCAUCUUCUGGCUCGCUAUCGUGCUUAUCAACAUCUUCGGUACUCUGGGCUAUGCUGAGGAAGAGUUUUGGUCUUCGUGCCUUAAGCUUGGCGCCAUCGUUGUCUUCAUGAUCAUUGCUCUGGUCAUGGUCUGCGGUGGUGGCCCUAAGGGCAGCAGGUACGAUGAAUACUGGGGUGCCCGUCUCUGGCACAACCCUGGUGCCUUCGCCAAUGGCUUCCGUGGCUUUUGCUCUGUCUUUGUCACUGCCGCCUUCUCCUUCUCCGGUACUGAGCUGGUCGGUCUCGCUGCUGCUGAGGCUCGCAACCCGGUCAAGUCCCUGCCCGGUGCCAUUAAGCAGGUUUUUUGGCGUAUCACCCUCUUCUACAUUCUGGGUCUCUUCUUCAUCGGCCUGCUCAUCGCCUACGACGACGAGAACCUCCUGGGCGCCAACCCUUACGUCAACGUCAACGCUUCUCCCUUCGUCCUGGUUGGAAAGUACGGAAACCUUAAGGGCUAUGAUGAUUUCAUGAAUGUCAUUAUCCUUGUCUCCGUCCUGUCCAUCGGUGUCUCGUCCGUCUACGGCGGCUCUCGCUGUCUCACAGCCCUUGCUCAGCAGGGCUAUGCUCCCAAGAUCUUCUCGUACAUCGACCGCUCUGGACGUCCGCUCGUAUCGGUCCUCUUCAUCAUUGCCUUCGGUCCUCUCGCGUACAUCAACCUGUCGGCUGACGGUCCUACUGUCUUCGACUGGCUGCUUGCCUUGUCUGGUCUCGCUGCCCUCUUUACUUGGGGUUCCAUUUGCUUGGCCCAUAUCCGCUUCCGCCGCGCCUGGAAGUACCACGGCCACAGCGAGGACGAGAUUCCUUUCAAGGCUGUCGGUGGCGUCUACGGCUCGUAUCUUGGUCUGGCCCUCAACAUCCUGUGCCUGAUUGCUCAGCUCUACGUCGCUAUCUGCCCCGUUGGUGGCGGCUACAACAAUGCCGAGGGCUUCUUCAAGUCCUACCUGGCUCUCCCUGUCGUCAUCGUCUUCUGGAUUGGUGGCUUCUUCUGGAAGCGCACUGGCUGGCUCCGCACCGAACAGAUCGAUGUCGACUCCGGCCGUCGCGAGAUCGACUGGGAUGAGAUCAACGCUUACCGUGCUAAGCUGGCUGCCAUGCCUAGUUGGAAGCGUUGGUUCCACACUCUGUUCAUUUAA
Molecule: messenger RNA, 1731 nt
Organism: Thermochaetoides thermophila DSM 1495
Lineage: Eukaryota; Fungi; Ascomycota; Sordariomycetes; Sordariales; Chaetomiaceae
Exons: 3
Coding region: 1-1731 (576 amino acids)
Biological process (GO): amino acid transmembrane transport
Cellular component (GO): membrane
Molecular function (GO): amino acid transmembrane transporter activity
Source: RefSeq, a predicted model, not a curated record